UAACACCGAAUCGGUUGUUCCUUCGCGAGUGCUCUAAGGGAAACAUUCAACUCACUGAAUUUAUCACUAACGUGGGAUAACUCUUCAGAAGUAUGUUUCAAAUUAUCACUAAAAAAAUAUGAGUUGCAACUGUCCCCUGUCGACAGCCACAGGACCCACUUUGGCCUCGACAUGUGGGGGGCCUUCCUUUAUGCUCUUUAUGGGUCUCCUUGAGGUGUUCCUACGCAGUCAGUGUGAUCUCGAAGAUCCUUGCAAUCGACCUUUGCCACGCGAUCGUGUCAAUUCAAGGUACGAUUUUGUGGUAAUAGGAGGUGGAAGUGCAGGGGCAACUGUGGCCUCAAGAUUAUCGGAAGAAAAUCGUUAUUCCGUAUUGUUGCUCGAAGCAGGUUUGGACGAGCCAACCGGUACGCAGAUACCUUCCUUUUUCUUUAAUUUCUUGGGAUCAGAUAUCGAUUGGCAAUAUACUACCGAAAGUGAAGAUGAGGCAUGUCUCAAUAAAGAAGAUCGAAAAUGCUACUGGCCGCGAGGAAAAGUAUUGGGAGGAACAAGUGUAAUGAAUGGAAUGAUGUACAUGAGAGGUUCAAGAAAAGACUUUGAUGACUGGGAUCGAAUGGGAAAUUCCGGUUGGUCCUAUCAAGAUGUUCUUCCGUUCUUUAUAAAAAGCGAGGAUAAUUUACAAGUCAACGAUAUGGAUUAUGGCUUUCAUGGAGUAGGUGGACCACUCACUAUCACUCAAUUCCCAUAUCAUCCACCACUGAGUUUUGCACUCCUUCAAGCCGGAAGGGAAUUGGGUUACGAGACAGUGGAUCUUAAUGGCAAUUCCCAUACCGGAUUCGCAAUUGCUCAAACAACAUCAAGAAAUGGUUCACGUCUAUCUACAGCCCGAGCUUUUCUUCGACCGGCUCGAAAUCGUCAUAAUCUACAUAUUAUGUUAAAUUCCACCGCAACGCGAAUUAUUUUCGAUGAGAACAAACGAGCAGUGGGUGUUGAAUUUGUGCACAAUGGACAAUUACAAAGGGUUGAUGUAGGCAACGAAGUUAUCAUUAGUGGAGGUGCUGUAAAUUCACCGCAAAUACUUUUAAACAGUGGAAUAGGUCCGCGAGAGGAAUUACAAGCUGUUGGAAUACCUGUGGUUCAAGAUGUUCCAGGAGUUGGGAGGAAUCUUCAUAAUCACGCGGCAUACACACUCACAUAUACGAUAAAUGACACGGAUACAACGCCAUUGAAUUGGGCAACUGCCAUGGAAUAUUUACUUUUCAGAGAUGGUCUAAUGUCAGGAACAGGAAUAUCGGAAGUGACUGCUAUGAUAAAUACAAAAUACUCAGAUCCAAGGGAAGAUAAUCCGGAUAUACAAUUGAUUUUUGGUGGUUAUUUAGCGGAUUGUGCAGAAACGGGAAUGGUUGGUGAGAAGAAAGGAGCAAAUAGGACAAUUUAUGUAAUUCCAACACUUCUUCAUCCUAAAAGUAGAGGUUAUUUGCGUUUGAGAAAUAACGAUCCCCUCUCAAAACCAAUGAUUUAUCCAAAAUAUCUCACACAUCCCGACGAUGUCGCUGGACUUAUUGAGGGAAUUAAAUUUAGCAUUCAAUUAGCAGAAACAAGAGCUCUUAAAAAAUACGGUUUCGAGUUGGACAGAACACCAGUGAAAAAUUGCGAACACUUGAAAUUUGGCUGCGACGCCUAUUGGGAAUGUGCAAUGAAACAUGAUACAGCACCAGAGAAUCAUCAAGCAGGUUCUUGUAAAAUGGGACCAAAUUCCGAUCCAAUGGCAGUUGUUGACAAUCAAUUACGAGUCCGAGGGGUUCGAGGAGUACGAGUUGCUGACACUAGUAUUAUGCCACAAGUCACAUCCGGAAAUACGAACGCACCGGCAAUUAUGAUUGGCGAAAGAGCUGCAGAUUUCAUUAAAAGAGCAUGGAUUGGAUGAAUAAUAUUUCACAAUCUAAAUUUAAAAAAAAAAAAAGUGACAAACGUCCAUUUAAAAACUGAUUUAAACAUGAAAAGAAGAAAAUAACGAAAUUUUUCAAGAUAUACCUAGAAUAGAAACUAAAGAUUAUUCAAUGUUAAAAUUCGAAUAUUCCUAGAAAUGGGAGGAUAUAUCUCCUUUUUUUUCAUGUACACCGCAGAACGAUAAUCAGCAUAAGAAAUGGAAACGUAAAAUCUUACAUCACAAAAAUAACUAGUGAAAAUAUGAACAAGCGAGUCGAAAUAAUUGACUUGCGCAAUGUAUGUACAAAAAUAAGUUGUUUCAAUCAAACCUAGAGUAAACGCAUAGUUACACGUACGUAGGAAUUAUCAUAUCAAUUACUUUUUCAUCAUUCACAAUGAGAACCAUGUUUCAGUGGUAGGGAGGAGAGAGAUUAAUUUUAUAACCUGUACUUAGAGGUGAAAGUACCCGGCUGCCUAAUAAGGUACUUCUACCAGAAAUGUAGAUUUCAGAUUGAUCAUUUACCGGAAGUCGCAUAUUGGUUUUAAAUCUUUGCCAAUUUCUCAUGUAAACAAUAAAAUCAUCAGGCAUUGAAAAAUUUGUUUUAAAUUUGAAAAAAGUAAUAUAAAAUAUAACAAAAUUUUUGAUAAAUUUAAAAAAAAAAUCCGUCAAAUUGUAUUUAUUAUAAAACAAUUUUCAAAAUGUUAGUUAAUUAUUAGUAACUAAUAAAUAAGUCAACAAAACUA
Messenger RNA from Leptopilina boulardi, 2670 nucleotides. RefSeq names its product glucose dehydrogenase [FAD, quinone]. The record is from RefSeq and is a predicted model, not a curated record. Gene Ontology annotation, molecular function: oxidoreductase activity, acting on CH-OH group of donors; flavin adenine dinucleotide binding. The transcript is spliced from 8 exons. Bases 119 to 1924 code for a protein of 601 amino acids. Lineage: Eukaryota; Metazoa; Arthropoda; Insecta; Hymenoptera; Figitidae.